AAUCCAGUAUUUGGAUUUUGAUUGUUGUGAUGCAAAAAAUCUAAACACGACCGAUCUCGUGAUGUUUCUCCGGCUGCUAGCUGUUCUCGGCCCGUGGAUACCGUGAGAAUGUGCCUGCGAAGGUGUGAGAGAAACAGUCCGUUGACGCGUUGCUACCGCACAUCCACACCAUCCUCUAGUCCAGCGUGCAACAUCGACGAUAAAUGGAACCAUAAACAAAAGACACAUCUCUCGUACGCUGCGCGCAGAUAAGCACGUCGGCUAUCUCUUUGUUCAUUGCAGUUUGUCCGACUGUGGACUCUUCUGCCCCGUCUAUUUCUCCGCAGUCUUCAAACGCUGUGUGCCAAAGAGACGCGAUGAAGACGUGCUGCGUCUACAAGUGCGGUGCCUGCAAUGCCGACGCUGUGUCGCUCUUCAGGUUUCCGAGGGACCGGAGUCUCAGGGAUAAGUGGUUGGGGAUGAUCGGCGUGGUCAGCUUCAAUCCCCAUAAUUCCCAUGCGGUGUGCUCCAGACAUUUCACAGCGGACCUGAUAGUGCAGGCGGGACGAGCGGCGCGACUCAGGGAGGGUGCCUACCCGACACUGCGGCUCGAAAGACCGCCGGCUGCGGAGAGCGCAGGAAAACUAGAAGUCGGUCGUGCCGCAGUACAAGAGGACACACUGCCUUCUCCGACGGAUAAAAAUGCACACUCUGGGGACUGUGGCCUAAUGCCUCCUCCUAAUCUGCUCCCGGGUGGACAGUGGAACAAUUCUUUUGUGGUGAAAGAAGAGCGCCAGGAAGAGUCUGCCAAUUCACCCUCCGAGGGCUGGCGUUGUGAAGACAUCGAUGGACUGUCCCCUUCCCAUGGGCACCUGAACGUAGAUGAAGCAGCCGCCGUCGUAGUGAAAAAAGAGCCUGAGGAGAUUCUUGGCACACCAAUGGGUGAAGACAUGCAUUCCGAGGACUGUGGCAGAGCUUCUUCCUUUCCACUACACUUGGAGGGAGGGAUGGAUAAUACUUUUGCAGUGAAAGAAGAGUUGGAUGACAGGUCUGCUUUUUCGACCUGUGAGGACUUCUAUCGUGAAGACGCUCACUGCCUCCCUUCUUCCCAUGACCACCUGGAGAAAGACGAGGCGACUCCUGUUGUUGUGAAGGAUGAGCCUGAUGAGUUAGCCGCCCUUCACAUUGAAGAUGAGGGCUCAUAUUCCGCGGCCUUGGACCCCCUAGCGACAAAUCAAGUUCCCCUGGAGGGACACUGGAGCGACUGUCCUCUGCCUGUGAUUGAAGUGCCGGACGAGAUAUUGCCCUCUUUGACGGUCGGAAGCUCCCGCUACGAGGACUGCAGCAGAAUGCCUCCUUCCCAGCUGGGCCUGGAGGGAUGCUGGAGCAACAACUCUAUUGUGAAGGAAGAGAAAACCGAGUUUCCUGCUGUUCAGACCUCCGAGAGCUCAUGGUCUGGACUCUCGGGCUCCAAGUCCCCCCGGCGAGUGAACCAGGAGGAACACUGGGGGAGCGGCCCCGUGUGCAUCAAGCGAGAGCCAGAGGAUACACCCGCCGCUUCACCCCGCGAGGCCUCGGAUUGGGAGGACACUUGCGGCCCGUGCACUUCCCCCGAGCCCCCUAACGAAGUCCAGAGGGCCGCUAUUGUCCUGAAGGAGGACCCGAACGAGUUUGCUGCUCUUCGGAUUGACGAGGGCUGGGACUCCGGUGCUCUCGGCUCCGCAUUGCCUUCUCCGGUGCAGCUGAAGCAACACUGGAAAGACACUCCUCUGUGCCCAAGAGAAGUGCCGGACGAGAUGCUCCCCUCUUUGACGGGCGGAAGCUCCUGCUACGAGGACUGCGGCAGAAUGCCUCCUUCCCAGCUGGGCCUGGAGGGAUGCUGGACCGACAACUGUGUUGUGAAGGAAGAGAAAACCGAGUUGCCUGCUGUUCAGACCUCCGAGGGUUCGUGGUCUGGGCUCUCAGGCUCCAAGUCCCCACUGCUGAUAAACCAGGGGGGCCACUGGGGGAGUGGGCCUGUGCGCGUCAAGCAAGAGAAAACUGAGUUGCCUGCUGCUCAGACCUCCAAGGGCUCAUGGUCUGGACUUUCGGGCUCCGAGUCCUCACUGCAAGUGAACCAGGAGGGACACUGGGGGAGUGGCCCCGUGCGCAUCAAGCGAGAGCCAGGGGAUACACCCGACGCUUCACCCUGCAAGGCCUCGGAUUGGGAAAAUGCUUGCGGCCCGUGCACUUCCCUCGAGCCCCCGAACGAGGUCCAGAAGACUGCAGUUGUCCCGAAGGAGGACCCGGACGAGUUUGCCGCCCUUCGAAUUGACGAAGGCUCGGGCUCCGGUGCCCUUGGCUCCGCAUUGCCUUCUCCGGUGCAGCUGGAAAGACACUGGGAAGACACUCCUCUGUGCCCGGGACAAGAAACAGAUGAUGCAUCUGCUGUUCUGAGAAUCAAGGGCUUGGACUGUGAAGGUGCAUGUGGCCCGUCCUCUCCUCUCAGGCCUGUGAACGGAGUUGAGGCAGCCACUGCUGUCGUGAAGGGAGAGCCAGACGAGUUUGUCACUCUUCGGAUCGACGAUGGCUCCUGCUUUGAGCCCUUGGAAUCACUGUUGUCGUUGCAAGUGCAGCUGGAGGGACCCUGCAAGGAAGGUCCCCUGCGCCACCUCAUUGAAGAUCUGGUUGAUGGGGAAGAUAAGAGCACCGACCGUGUCAAGAGCAGCAGCCUAACCUUUUCCCAAGGCCAAUUGGAUGAGAAACGCCGGAAGACGUGGAAAUGUGGGAGUAUGAGGCACGAGUGCCGUUUCUGCCCUUACUCCAGCGCCUCCAGAAACACUGUCACCGAGCACGAAAGAAUACACACAGGAGAGAAGCCCUUCAAGUGCAAUUACUGCCAGAGGGCAUUUACUUUCAAAUCCAGCUUAGAUUAUCAUGUGAGAACUCACACGGGUGCAAAGCCUUUCAAGUGUAACGUCUGCCAGAGGGCGUUUGCCGGCAGGUCCAGCUUAAUGGUUCACUUGAGAAUUCACACGGGUGAAAGGCCUUACAAGUGCAGCGUCUGCCCAAAGACAUAUGUCAAAAGGUUCAGCUUGGACAUCCAUGUGAGGAGUCACACGGGAGCAAGGCCUUUUAAGUGUAGCAUCUGCCAGAAGGCAUUCACCAGCGGGCACAGCUUAAAGGUUCACGUGGAGACUCAUUCGGACUCAAGGCCCUUUACAUGUCCCAUCUGCCCUAAAGCAUUCCGACAAAGGUCUCGUCUGGAUUCUCAUGCUAGAGUUCACCGUACUAAGAAGUCCUCAGAGAGGCACAAAAAGAUACGCGACGAUGGACCCCCCUUCAAGUGCAGCUCUUGUUGCAAAGUGUUUACAGAGAAAGGGCAGCUGGAAGCUCAUGGAGUUGUUCACAUGGGUAGAGAGCCCUUGAAAUGCUCGGCUUGCCCGAAAGUGUUCCGAUGGAAGUCUCAGUUGAAUCUUCACAAGAGCAUACACUCAAGUGAAAAACCCUAUGAAUGUGAUAUCUGUGGCAGAAGAUUCAAGUGGAAGGUCAACUUCACGGUUCACCAAGUGAAGCACUCUAAUGCAUUACUCUUCAAGUGCCCUACUUGUCCAAAAGUGUUUCAGUGGAAGUCUAGCUUGAGUAGUCAUCAAAGAGUUCACAAACGUGAAAGGCCAUACCGAUGCCGCACAUGUCCAAAAGCCUUUCGAUUGAAGGCCAGCUUGAUGCAGCAUGAAUUGUUUCACCAAGGUACAAUGACUUACCGAUGCAUCACAUGUUCCAAAGCAUUCCGUCUUGAGUGUCACUUGAAGCAUGAAAAGGCUCUCAAACGUGAAAAAUCCUGCAGAUGUAAUACCUGUAGUGAAGCACAUGCUGAUAAACAUUGCUUAGAUGAUCUCGAGGCGGUUAGCGUGCACAAGAAGCCGUUCAAAUGCUCCAUCUGCUCGAGAGCGUUUUACUGGAGGUCUAGCUUGAAGGCUCAUCGAAUGACUCACAUAGGUGAAAUGCCCCACAAAUCCAAAAGCCGUGACAUUUCAGUUGAAGAACAGCACCCAAGUGCUCAGAUGGCAGGUCCCCCAAAAAGACAGUUUCUAUUACCACCAAAGAGCUAUCCAAAUGCCUCUUCAAAUCAAAAAGUGUUUCAUUUGAAGUUUCCCUUUAGUGUUCGUUCAAUUGUUUACAAAGGUAAGAUAUACAAGUGCAAGACGUGUGCGAUGGCAUUCACCCGUAAGCAACUCUUGGGAGCUCACCUUGGAGUCCACACAGGAUGAAAGCCCUUUCAGUGCCUCGCAUGCACAGACAAGUUUCCGUGGUAGCCUGCCCUGAAUAGUCAUGAGUGUUGUCACAAGGGUAAAUUUUGCUACAAAUGUAAAACUUCGGACAAGGAAUGCACAGAGAAACUGCUUUUGGUUGAUCAUCAAAUAAUUCAUGUACUUGAGGCUAUGUACACAUAUUACCUUUGGAACAGCAUUCAUAGAGUGGGGACUUGGAAUCCCUUCAGCAUGCACAUAUGUGCAAAAAGCCGUGAGGGUCAAACAUUGAUCAAUAAGGGAUUGAUGCAACUUACUGAAUUACGAUGGUGUCUAGAAAGAUUUUUCAUAAAAUCUGUGGAGCACUUCAGCAUAUCUCCUAUUUCUCAGAAAAUUUUUUUUCUUUCAUAUGAAAUCUUAUUUUUCUCGUGGGUGUGAAGAACGGGAUACUGCCACAUUUCACGAGUGAUAUACAGGGUGUCUCAAAUAGUGGCCAGGCUCUUUAAAUUGACCGCAAAAAUCGGUUUCUUAACCUGUCGCGGUACGAUUUUGUGCAGCGUUGCCCACAGGUGGUGCAUUUUUUUUUUAAAUAAAAUUUGCAAAGAGCGAACUUACCUGCAGAAAAAGUAAAAAAAAUAAAAAGGCUUAACUCCUAUGGAAAUGCAGCGAAGUCACCGGUCUUGAAGCAAUAGGGUGCCAUUUGGCACGGAAGACAAGAGAUGGCACAAGUGGUUGUGAUGCCAAUUGGCGCCAAAGAACGAGCACACGGCACCAAGAGCCGGCGUCAAAAGGCAGACAAUAUUUUUGACUCAAAAGCGGUGCAAGCUUUUUCAAUUUCAGUUACCAAUGCAUGAUUUUAUCAUCCUUACUAAUAAAGCAUUGAAUGGACAUUUAAUUGAUUAAAAGAUGGUUUAUCGGGUUAUUUUGACUACUUUUUUGCGGUACUGAUGUUGUCUGCUUUGCAGUUCCUUGUUACCACGCCUGUUUUUGGUUCUGUGAAUGUUGGCGCCUGCGGAACGCACGCUGCUUUUGAGUUGAAAAGAUUGUCUACUAAUGACGCUGGCUCUCGGCGUCGUAUGCUCAUUUGUUGGCGGCAGUUGGCGUCGCGACUGCUUGCACCAUCUCUUGUCUCCCCGGUCAAACAGAUCCCUAUUGUUUGAAGACCGGUGGUUUCGCUGUGUUUCCAUAGGAGUUAUGCCUUUUUAUUUUCUUUUAAUUUUUCCUCGAGUAAGUUUGCUCUUUGCAAAUUAUAUAGAAAAAAUUCACCACCUGUGGGCAACGCGGUACAAAAUCAUAGCGUGAUCGGUGAAACAGAUUUUUGCGGUCGAUUUAAAGAGUGGCCACUAUUUGAAAGACGCUGUAGUUUGGCAUCUUUUGUACAGUAAAACCUCGUUAAUUCAAAUCUCAUGGGACCGGCAAAAAUGUCCGAAUUAUCCAAAAGUCGAAAUAUCGAAAGGACAAGGAAAACUGCGCGAAAACGUUUCCCUGUGACAUACUUUUAUUUUGAGAAGAAAUAUGUUAUUACCGCCUGCUUUCUGGACGACACUUGGGCGGAGACGGCAACUUUCCUUAGCACGGUCCAGUGCUCCACCGCACUCGCACUGUCGGAGCUACGCAUCCCGUGCGCUGACAGUAUAGCACAGCAAGGCCUCUUCUAGUUUCGGGUACACCACCUUCCACGACCGCUUUCUUUUCGCGUUGAACUUUUCGCUCUCGAAAGCCCGUAGGAUAUUGGCCUCAAUUUUCACGUACGUGGCCAAACUGCUUCUCUUGACGUCGUAACUUUCCAUCACUUGUCGAGAGACGCCGUCCUUCAAGGCCCUCAGUAUUUCCACUUUCGUCGCUAAAUUCUUACCCUACUACAGCUGCAACGGAAAACGAGUAGCACAACUGACCAACAAUCGGAGAGGCAAAAUCGCGACACCUAGCGCUAUUUUUCCCGAGUGCGCCGAUAGCGAGAGUGCCAGUCACGUUGCAUUUUUCAACGGGGGGGGGUGGCUGGCGAAAAAUUGAGGGAUAAGAUAGCUGUUAAAAUGGCGGGCUUUAGGAUCCCCGCGUUGAGACAUAAAAUGUGACUGUCACUCUUGCUAUCGGCACGCUCGGGAACAAUAGCCCCGCGUGUCGCGAUUUUGCCAUUCCGGUCGUCGGUCACUUGUGCUACCCUUUUUACGUUGCAGCUAUGCUUCUGCCGCUUCCAUGCCAGGAGAGUGAUGCACUGAAGCACGGCAAUCCAGAGCAAAACUGGUGCGAAACACGGAGAACCGGAAGAGCGAAGAACCAUGGGAAAGCCGGAACAACCAUGUGUGUACCUCGGAUGGAGAGUGGUCAUACCCUUUGGAACGGACAUUAGCUAGCGCCACCUGCUGAAUUCGUCCGUAUUAACCAUAGUGGGCUGCAUUCCCUCCAAAUUAAUGAGCGUUUGCUGCCAUUGACUAAUACAUACGUUUGACGGGACCGGAUCAGCAGUUCAAAUUAUCCGAAUUUGCGAAUUAGUGGGGGUUGAAUUAACGAGGUUUUACUGUAUUCCCCUUUUAUACUGUAUAGUACCUUGGAGGGCUUCAUGUUGAAAAUCUUGCAUUGAGUGGCACCCUACGAAAGCUAGCUCUGAGUUUCUAAUGACCGAGAUGCUGUUAAUUUCAAAGGCUGUUUAUUUGGUCAUGCAGCAAAACUUAUGCUCUGGAACAAAACUUUUUGAUUACAAAAAGAAAAUGUAUGUGGAUAAAGCAUCACUUUGUAUAUGAAGUUUAAGUGUACAAUCUUAUGCAAUCCUGUACCUAAGAAAGCAAGUAUUUGCAACUUACAUUUAAACUUUUUUUUUUUUUGGGGGGGGGGGGGGGGGGGGGGAGUAGGGGGCACUGAGAGCUGUCAAUAUUUAUGUGGCAAGGGAGCAUUGUCAAUGUGACUAUUAUCUUUUAAGCCCUGAUUGAGUUUGAAGUGUCUAGGGCUUUCCUCUGUCUGCAUGUCUUGUGUGAGGAAUUGAAUAAAUGAAGUGCACUUUCAUUCAGUCCUCCUGUUAUUCACUGCCUUCUUACAGGAGCUGGCUCUCCACUGUAAAAAACAUUGACCUACAAUGCUUAAAAAACAAAAAAAAAACAAAAAAAAUCACCAGGGGGCUUUUUGUUGCAGUUCUUGCUCCAUUUAACAUUGGUUUGAGGCUUCAUUGACACCAACAAAAAGAUUGGUGUCAAUGAAAGGAAAUGUUGAUGCUAGAGACAGUAGUUGACUUCAUUCGUUUUUAUUAACUUAAAUAUGAUUCCCAGGGGUCCACUCUAUUUCCUAAAGCAAAUAAAAUUUUGUAUUAAUGUAGUUUGUAUUAUAAAUAAACAACUUAAAAAAGAAAUGAAAAUAUGGGGCAAUAAUUACCUCAGGCUCCAUCUAAUUAAUUUCAAUAUAGAUCUUUAGGAUACAGAAGACAGCAAUACCAAGUCACGAGAACGUUGUAAGAACCUGUGUAAGACACUGGCACUUAAACAAAAAACUGAAGCUGAGAAAAUUCCUGUCAGUUUUUUCCAUAGAGUUAUU
Ixodes scapularis (black-legged tick) is the source of this 7730-nucleotide messenger RNA. RefSeq lists its product as uncharacterized. Bases 357 to 4229 code for a protein of 1290 amino acids. NCBI's taxonomy places the organism in Eukaryota, Metazoa, Arthropoda, Arachnida, Ixodida, Ixodidae. The record is from RefSeq and is a predicted model, not a curated record. Gene Ontology annotation, biological process: regulation of DNA-templated transcription. The transcript is spliced from 18 exons. Gene Ontology annotation, molecular function: RNA polymerase II cis-regulatory region sequence-specific DNA binding; DNA-binding transcription factor activity, RNA polymerase II-specific.